GCUACGCGACCUCAAAUCAAACAUCACAAUGACCAUCCUCAUCAUCGGCGCAGGCCUCGGCGGCCUCGCCCUCGCCCAUAGCCUCCGCAACCAAAACAUCCCCUUUGCAAUCUACGAACGCGAUCCCAACCCCUCUUCUCGAUCGCAGGGGUAUCGUAUCCGAAUUAACCAGGACGGAGCCCGUGCCCUACACACUGUCGUAGAUGAGGAGACCUGGAGGUUGUUUGAGGGGACUUGUGCGGAGACGGUGUUGGGUAUGAGUGCGUGGAAUGCGCGGGAGGGAGGGGAGGUUGAGAGGAGGGCGCCGGAGAGGGUGCGGGUUAGGAUUGCGGAGGGUGGGGAGAGGAAGGAGGCGGAGCAGCCGAUGGGGCCAUAUACGGUCGAUCGUGCCACGUUGCGGCAAGUGUUGCUCUCCGGCUUGUCGUUCAACGUACAUUUUGCGAAGACGUUUCUCAGGGCAGAAACACUACCGAAUGGGAAGAUCAUCGCGUAUUUCGCUGACGGCACGACAUCGGUUGAGGGAUCGUUCAUCGUCGGCGCGGAUGGAGUGCGAUCAGCGGUACGGAAACAAUAUCUUCCAGAACAUGUUCCGUUGGAUACGAAGAUGCGGUGUAUCUAUGGGAAGACGCCUAUCACCCCCGAAUUAGAUGCCGAACUACCGGAGAAAGCGAGACAGGGCAUUGUCCUCAUCACGGAUCAAUCCUCUGAAUCGGGUGAUCCGCUGGUACUCUUCGCGGAAUCAGUCAGGUUUCCAGGGAAUGCGUUCACAGGUAACGAUAUACCACCGGUGAAAGAUUACUAUUAUUGGGUUUUCGGAGGCCAGGGUCACUUAUUCGGAAUGGACGGCCGAACAUUCUUGGCGCUCAGCCCAUCCGAAUGUACAGGCGUCACCCUCCAAAUGACCAAUGCCUGGCACCCAUCCCUCCGCGCCCUCCUCGUACACCAAGACCCCGCUCAGUCUUCCCCACUCCGCAUCGCAUCCAUGAAACCUGAUAUUCCAACUUUUGAUCUCGGAGCACCUGUUACCUUUGUGGGGGAUGCGAUACAUUGUAUGUCACCCGCUGCUGGGGUUGGUGCAAAUACGGCGUUGACGGAUGCUAUGGUGCUGGCGGAGAGCAUAAGGAGGAAUGGUGUGGGCAGGGAGGCGGUGAGGGAGUAUGAGGCGGAGAUGAGAACAUAUGCCAGGGAAAGUAUCGAGGGGAGUUUGAAGGGCGGGAAGAAUAUCUUUAAUCAGAGGCCACUGGACCAGUGUAUUCCUAUGACCUAUUGAGAUCAUCAUUGGUCAAACAGGUGAAGUUACAGGGCGUCAGAGAACACCUUACCCUAGCUUCGACCAGCUGAAUUAAUAUUUUACGUUGCUUAA
This is a messenger RNA of Saitoella complicata NRRL Y-17804, 1363 nucleotides long. RefSeq names its product FAD/NAD(P)-binding domain-containing protein. Gene Ontology annotation, molecular function: FAD binding. The coding region runs from base 29 to 1270 and encodes 413 amino acids. The transcript has a single exon. The record is from RefSeq and is a predicted model, not a curated record. Lineage: Eukaryota; Fungi; Ascomycota; Saitoellomycetes; Saitoellales; Saitoellaceae.